UACAGCGAAGAAGAAAACCCUCGGUGUUAUCGAAAUAGUGCGAGAGCAGGGGGCUACAUGUUAGGGAUGUAACAGUGUAGCAUUCAUACGUUUUAUUUCUGAAAUCAUGUUCCAAUUCUGAUAUAACCUUUAUCGCAUUCACAAAGAAACCCAAAUGCUUGCUAAUAUAAGAAGCUAGGUGAGGAAAUGACGACGAAUUGCUGUGUUAGUUAACGUGAGCAAAGGCAUGGUUGUUAGUUAGCUAGCUUGCUGCGGCUACACUGUUUUUGUACACCGGAGUCAUGAGCGAAGAAGAAAAUACAUCAUCAGCAAACAAAGAUAAGGACUCUAAUCUUCUGCUCACUAAAGAUGGGCAAACAUACUGUGUGAGUAAGAGCGGAGUAGUCGACAGCAGAAAUGUGAUAACCCCGCACGAACCAGAGAACAACGUCUCCGGCUACGACAUGGAUGAUCCGGACGAGGAGAGCGACGUUCUGGACACUUCAGAUCCCAGAGACAGCGCCGCCAGCCCGGAGGAGCUCAACGAUGACGACACCUCGGAGGGCGACAACGCUCCUAAACAAUGCACCUAUGAGGGAUGCACGGAGACCACAACGCAGGUAGCCAAGCAGAGGAAACCCUGGAUGUGCAAAAAACAUCGCAACAAGAUGUACAAAGACAAGUACAAGAAGAAAAAGAGUGACCAGGCCAUGUCCAGUGGAAAAAUAGAUGAAAACUCAGAGGAGCGACCUGUUUCUGUGAACAAACAGCGCCUGGGUGCCAUGGGGGACCGGCCAGCCAGACCCUCUCUGAUAGAGCAGGUCCUCAACCAGAAGAGGCUGUCACUGCUCAGGAGUCCAGAGGUGAUCAGCUUCCUGCAGCAGCAGCAGCAGCUCUUGGCCACACAGAGUCGCACCCAGUCACAGCAGCAGUUCCAGGGUUGCUGACACCAGCCGAGCCUCAAGCCCUACUGGGAGAGCUGGUGUUAGGGCCCUUCAUGUACACCAGAGGCCCUCAGCUGCAGCACUGGAUGGACAUGAUCAACACCCCACAGGAGCCAGUGAAGCUGUUGCACGGAUUGAGCAAAGACAUUUAAGCAACCAAACAUGAACAAAUCCACAGACACACACAUGCAUGUACAUACACACAGAGUCUGAAAUAAUAGAAUAAAAGUGCAAAUAAAUGUGUAUAUCAUUUGUAAAACGCCUUGAGGCGAUUUCCAUCUGUUAAUAAAAGUGUGUCUAAAAGG
Molecule: messenger RNA, 1228 nt
Organism: Monopterus albus (swamp eel)
Lineage: Eukaryota; Metazoa; Chordata; Actinopteri; Synbranchiformes; Synbranchidae
Gene: rfxap
Product: regulatory factor X-associated protein
Exons: 4
Coding region: 282-926 (214 amino acids)
Biological process (GO): regulation of transcription by RNA polymerase II
Cellular component (GO): nucleus
Source: RefSeq, a predicted model, not a curated record